AUGUCUCAGUUUUUUGUGGCCCGCGUCUCGAAGCUCUCAUCACCCCUGAACCGGAGGCUCUGUUCGACCGCCGCCGCGAGUCGUCCUUAUCUGCUCCUCGGGAAAGAUGUGGUCGGAGAAUCUCCUUGCGGCGGAAAGAUUGUGAACUUGAACCUGUACGAUCCGGGGAAAGAAGAGCAAGUGACGAAGAAGAAUCAGAUCCUGCCGAAGAAUCUCUGUAAAUCCACGAGGAUAGGAUCAUCGAGAGGAUGGCUGGCCAUGAUGAAGAAACGCGACUCCACUGUGAGACUCACCAACAUCCUGGACCUGGACAAUUCUUCGAAGACAAUCUCUCUGCCUCCCUUGAUCAAAGACGAAACCGAACGCCUCAUCAAUGUCUCUGUCUCCUCCUCCUCAGAGAAAGAUUGUGUAGUCGCCGCGAGGUUUUACGGGUCCAGACUGAGUCUGUGUAGAGUUGGUGACUCGGAGUGGACUCGCAUCGACGUUCCUGUCCCAGACUUCCGUUUCUCUCCCGUCAUGUACUCAGACAGAGACAGCAAGUUCUACUUGAACAGUUGCAGCUCUGAAUACGCCGGUCCGACGACCGAUUUCACCUCUAAAUCCGGUCUGGACUCUCCGGUGAGUGGCUACGUGAGAUACCCUCUGUCUGAAUUGCCCGAGUUAGAGAACCACUUGCUUCUCCAGCAUCUCAAUGUCCAGCAGCUACUUGUCCAGUCUCCUUCCGGCGAGUCCUUCAUCGUUUUGUGGGGUGUGGACUGCUUUACAGAGGAAGGAGAAGCCGUGCAAUGGGAACGCAAUCAGGAGGGCAUUCGUAUAAAGACCCACACAGUCAUGGUCUUUAGGCAAGACAGCGAGAAAGGGAUUUGUGAAUACACUGAGGACAUUGGUGAUAUCUGCAUUUUCGUGGGACAUAACGAACCCUUUUGUCUCUUUGCCAGCGACUAUCCUGGUCUCAAACCCAACACCGUCUACUUUGCUGGUCACUCCUCCGGUUUCGGCGUCUGUGAUCUCGCUUCUCGCACCCUCCGCUCUCUCUCUGACUCACCUCGCCAUCGCCUCUUUUGGCUUCCUCCCACAACAUCCACAUCCCACUAG
Messenger RNA from Microthlaspi erraticum, 1095 nucleotides. The record is from the annotation of a GenBank genome assembly. Lineage: Eukaryota; Viridiplantae; Streptophyta; Magnoliopsida; Brassicales; Brassicaceae.